Messenger RNA from Mytilus trossulus (common blue mussel), 754 nucleotides. Its product is annotated as dynein light chain Tctex-type protein 2B-like. Gene Ontology annotation, cellular component: cytoplasmic dynein complex; cytoplasm. Lineage: Eukaryota; Metazoa; Mollusca; Bivalvia; Mytilida; Mytilidae. The transcript has 5 exons. Gene Ontology annotation, molecular function: dynein intermediate chain binding. The record is from RefSeq and is a predicted model, not a curated record. Bases 109 to 504 code for a protein of 131 amino acids. Gene Ontology annotation, biological process: microtubule-based movement.
UAUCACCGAUAGACGGCACUGCAAUGUUGUUAAGGCCGCCAUAUUUGAUGUUUUGAUGCCUUCGAAAAAGUCUACCUUUUGAAAUCUGCAGUUAUUUGAAUUAUAACAAUGUCUGAAACGGCAGUUGAAGAAACACCAGUAUCAACAGCAAGCAAUACAUAUAUAAUUCGUCCUAAUUUUCAAAAUAAAUUUAGACCAAUAAUAGUAAAAGAAACAAUUCACACAGUAUUGAAUGAUAGAUUGUCUGGUAAAGUUUAUGAUGUAGAUGAAACAACAGACUUAUGUAGAAUUAUAUCAGAUGAAAUCAAAAUAAAAUUAAAAGAUUUAGGUUAUGACAGAUAUAAAUUUGUAGUUCAAGUAGUCAUUGGGGAACAAAAAGGAGAAGGUGUCAAAAUGGGAUGUCGAUGUUUCUGGGAUUCUGAUACUGAUAACUAUGCACAAGAUAUAUUUAUGAAUGAUUCUUUAUUCUGUGUGGCAGCAGCAUUUGGAUGUUUUUAUUAUUGACAGUGUAUCAUUAUUUUGUUGGGGUCAUUAACAUUAAAAUCAUCUUCACCAACGAUACUACACCUAUGAAUAGUGACUGAGACCACCUGUUAAAGAAUUAUGUUGUUAAGAGAAAGUUUACAUUGUAAUUUACUUACUAAGUUGAAAGGAUAGCUUCAUGAACAUACUCAAACUGUGAUAUAAAUUAUAAUGAACUUGAAUGUACUUUGUUGACAUGGAAUGGAAAUAUCUAUUAAAAUAUAUUAUUGAU